Molecule: messenger RNA, 8610 nt
Organism: Equus caballus (horse)
Lineage: Eukaryota; Metazoa; Chordata; Mammalia; Perissodactyla; Equidae
Gene: GJA3
Product: gap junction protein alpha 3
Biological process (GO): cell-cell signaling; visual perception
Cellular component (GO): connexin complex; gap junction
Molecular function (GO): gap junction channel activity
Source: RefSeq, a predicted model, not a curated record
GGUGGCACAUACUGUGUGUGGCUUUUGUCCUGUGCCCCAGAGUCAGAUCCCCAGCAGAGUAGAGGGAGUGGGUAGGGUGAAGGGCAGAGACAUCAGUUAGGGGCCUUGUGACAGUCUGGGCUGGGGGCAAGUGCCCGUCUGAGCCCAGAGGGAUGGCUGUGUGGAUCCACAUAAGAGUCAGAAUUGAUAUCUUGGAGAAUGUGACCUAGAUUGGUUCCCUGACAUCUGACAUCUUUCGCGGGAGAGUGGGUUGUUUCAUGUUCCAUAAUUAAGUUUCUGCCAAAGGUACGUAAAUAUUAAAAUUUCCCUGAAGAUCUCAAAUGACCAAAAUAAAGAGUUGAAAGUUUAUUCUAAGAGAGGGUUAACGUUUGUCUAUUUCUUUAGAUCAUAGUGAGUAAAGUUUUGUUUUGUUUAUUUGCCUUCGAACCAAGUCAUAAAAAUUAAUAGUUUUAAACAUUUUAAAAUUCAAAAUAAGAAGAGUUUUCUUUAGUUCCACUGGAGAAUUGUAUACAUACUUACCGCUUGGACCACUUUCCUCAAUGCACAGAAUGGCAGUGAGACCAGCAGAGCAUCUUUUGGUUCCAGGUCGAAGUAUCUGGCCUGUCUGAGCCACCGCGACAUGAAGGACGCCCUCUAAUUGUGCCUUGCGUCUGAGGUGCACUGCCACCUUCGCAGAGAGGGCCCCCAGGUCUUACCUCCCCCAUCUGAGAAGCAGUUCACUGCAUGUGACCAUCGACCCGUCUCACAGAUGGAGACACAAGCUCCUGCCUGGGGACAUGCAGCAAGUUAACCAUUUAUGCAACACUUGCAAAGUGAAAAAGAAAGCAAAUAAUAGAAGAGGUAGUAGGUUAACAUGGCAGAAGUUAUGACGGUGGGAUGGGAAUGACGGCAGCUUGGGAGGAAGUUGCUCUAAUCCCACAGGGACAGAAAGGUGGAGAUUAGAAUCGGCCCAGCGUUCCUGCAGAGACUGGCCCUCGAGAGGGCAGGACGGGCAGCUUGGAGGCCAGCGGAGAGUUACGUUGCCCUGAGGCUCCUCACUUCUCUUUGUGGCUCUAGUUUUCUCACCUCUGAAGUGAGAGCUGAGUAACUGUGGUUAUCUCAUUUAUCCCAGCACCUGCAUGGCGUACGGAAGCUCUGUACUCUACUGGUGCUGUAGACGGUUGCUUAAUCCCGCGUGGCGGAAUACUGGGGAGAUAUGUACAGACACCCACAUCCAUGUGCGUGCACGCACACACACAUUCCUGUGACAGUUCUUCAGCGCCUCCCUCGUUUGGAAGUGGGAGUGCAGCUGCCCCGUGAAAUGGUAUUCCUGCGCCUGGCGGUGACAGUGGCCUGUCCCAGUGGGUUGGACUCAACAGCCUCCCUGUUGUAGCCUGCCAUUAACAAGCAAUGUUCCCUUACAGGUUAGCAAUCCGAAGCAAUGGGCGACUGGAGCUUUCUGGGGAAACUGUUAGAGAAUGCGCAAGAGCACUCCACGGUCAUCGGCAAGGUUUGGCUGACAGUGCUGUUCAUCUUCAGAAUCCUGGUGCUGGGAGCCGCGGCGGAGGAGGUGUGGGGAGACGAGCAGUCAGACUUCACCUGUAACACACAGCAGCCAGGCUGCGAGAACGUCUGCUACGACAGAGCCUUUCCCAUCUCCCACGUCCGCUUCUGGGUGCUGCAGAUCAUCUUCGUGUCCACACCCACCCUCAUCUACCUGGGGCACGUGCUGCACCUUGUGCGCAUGGAAGAGAAGAAGAAGGAGAGGGAGGAAGAGCCACUGAAGGGAGACAACCUGCACCACGAGCCGGCUGGGCCGUGUGGGCUGAGCAGCGACAGCCAGGAUACGCCCCCGGUGCGGGAUGACCGGGGCAAGGUCAGAAUCGCUGGGGCCCUGCUUCGGACCUAUGUCUUCAACAUCAUCUUUAAGACGCUGUUUGAAGUGGGCUUCAUCGCCGGACAGUACUUUCUGUAUGGCUUUCAGCUGAAGCCACUCUACCGCUGUGACCGGUGGCCUUGCCCCAACACGGUGGACUGCUUUAUCUCCAGGCCCACGGAGAAGACCAUAUUCAUCAUCUUCAUGCUGGCAGUCGCCUGCUUGUCACUCUUACUCAACAUGCUGGAGAUCUACCACCUGGGCUGGAAGAAGUUUAAACAGGGAAUGACCAACCACUAUAGCCCAGACACCCCUGGAACCGGGAUGGGGGCCACAAAGCCGGAGGGUGUGACCCCACUCCACGUCCCCUCCAACUCUGCCCCUGCCACCAUUACCAUUGGAUUCCCGCCUUACUACACUCACUCUGCCUCUUCCCUGGGACAGGCGAUGGCCACGGGCUAUCCCGGGGCCCCUCCACCACCAACAGACUUCAAAAUGGUAGCCCUGUCUGAGGCACACAGGAAUGGCCACCCUGCCAAUUUCUGCAAUGGCAACCACCACCUGCUAAUGACAGAGCAGAACUGGGCCAACCAGGAGGCCGAGCAGCAGAGGUCUGUGAGGAAGGCCUCCCUGCCGGCGUCCACUUCUGCAUCUCUGACCCCUCCAGGCAGCCCCCAGCAGCUCCCUCAGUUGGGUGGAGCAGGAAGCAAAGCGCCUGCCCUGUUGGCGAAUGGCAAUGGCAGCCCCUUGGGAGAGAGUAAAUUGGAAGUGACUCCUGAUGAGGAGGAGUGGGCAGUGACCACCGCGGUGGAGAUGCACGCACCUCCUUUGCCCCCUACAGAUCCUGGACGGUCAAGCAAGGCCAGUAAAUCCAGCGGCAGUCGGGCCAGGCCAGAUGACUUGGCCAUCUAGUGGUGGUCUCUCCAGACAGCUUUAUAAUAACCUUUUUUCUAGCAACCAAAACCAAGGUGUGGUUCACAUCAGCAGGUGGAGAGAGCCUGGAAGUGAGCGAGCUGGAGUCGGAGGGAGGGAGGAGGCCGGGCGAAGAGAGAAGGUUUCUGUGUGUCAGUGCUUGCUGUUCCUAACACUGUGGAGUGGAGUGGGGAGAAUAUCAGUGCUUUCUGAGAGGGGGCGGUGGGGCAAAGCAGGGUGCAGGUGCUGUUGGCUUUUAAAGAUAUUCACAGCAACCCAAGAGCCCAGAAACCUGGGUUGCCUUGGCAGGUGCUGCUAUGGGCCUUGACUGCUGCUGCCUCUGUGGUCGCUGUUGCGUGUGGGAGAGCAGUCGCUGCAUCUCGGGGCAGUUAGGUUUCUAUUCCCAAGCCCUGCAGAGCUCCGGGCGGCCCCGAAAACGGGGGCGCACUCAGCCCUAUCUCUCUGUUUGAUACUUUUUACUUUGAGUUGAAUUUCAUUUGGGAUAUUUGCCAAACUGCACUAAAAAAAGAUUUAGAGCAAGUCUAUCUAGUGUCGUUUGAGUUUCUGAAAUGGCACGCGAAGCCCAGGAUAUCAGACCGCAGGCUUCAUGACAAGUGACAAUGCGCAGCUACCCUCCGGAGGCAGAGAUUCAGCGGGCAAGGGCACAGGGGUUGCUGGGAAGGAAGCAGGUGGAAAUGCAGCAACACGAGAUAAUUUUUAAAUAGCUGAGGAAAUUGAAAUAAAAGUAUGGCAGGUAUGCCUCAGGUAUUUGUUUUUAAAUGAUAGUUUGUGCUUUGAUCUGAAUUGUACAGGUAUUCCUAUUUUUUGACCACUUUCUAUCUUUCAGGAAAAAUGAAAGAAAAACAGUACUGUUAAAAUGCAUACUGACAAAGAGAGGGCUAAUUUGUCCCAUUACAUAGUAGUAAAGAUUUCAACUUUCUUUUCAAAGAAAUUCUUCAAGCUCAUGCAUCAGCUAAUUACUGUGAGAAUGCAUUAUAUAAAAUAAGAGCAGGGAAAAAAUUUAAGUGCACUUCAAAUACUUGACGUUGUGAAGUUUUGAAUGGGAGGUAAAAAGGUAACUAGUGUUGCCAGAAAAAUUAUUUAUACUGAUGAGUCAAUGGCCUACAUUUUUUUUUAACAGUACAAACAGAACUCCUCAAGCUCCCAAACCAUUCUUUGUAGGCAGCUGUUUGCUCUCUCUCGAGUGUAAAUGAAAGUGUCUGGAUUUUCCUCCCGUGAGUGUCUGUGCUGGUGUCAGACGCCGCCCCGUCUGUCUCGGCACGGAUCGCUGUGGGGGAUGUAUGUGCGUGGGUGUGGCUGGAAGACGGCAGCAUUUCCUGUGUGGCACACUCUGCUGUGUCUCCAUCACUUUUUGUUUAUAGGCCAUGAGCAGUGGUAAUGCUGAGCCUGCCAUUGUCACACUUUUCACCUCCAACGUCUACUUAAUAGCGUCAGCCUUUAUUCAGCAAAACACUGUGCACUUUCCAAUUGGAUUCAUUUCUUUUUAUGAAUUUGAUUAUUUAUUUGGGGCCACACUCCACAGCAUACUUUGUAUUUUAUAUUGUAAAGAGUGACCCACAAACAAUCUGUUAAAAAGACCUCGCAGUAACGUGUGCAGCUGAUUCAUCAGUGCCUUAUGCUCGAUGGAGAACGGACUGGACCAUCUCCUCGAGGUAAAGCAUGCUAACGUCCCAAACAUGUCUUUGCAGCCUUUCUCAAACAGAUUGACAGAGGGAGAAUUGAGCCCUAUGGAAAAUUAUUGGAGUGACGAUUUUCUUGAUUCUCCCUAGGCUAGUGCCUAACUAUGCCACUCUGAAUGCACAGGAGAGAAGUUAAUUCAUCACAUACAGUGGAUGCCUUUGUCUUCGGGCGGCAGGGUUUGUUCUCCUGGGUGAGAAGGGCCACUAGAAAGUCCUGAUGUGAAAAGCAUUCUGAUAGAAAAGCUUUGGUCCUUUUAGAAAAUGCAGGUGCCGCUGUCAGACAGCAAAGGUACAUACAACUCACUGAGUGGGUGUGAAUCCUUAGUUCUUUAGGUUCUAUCAUGAUAAAUGUUAGUAACGGUAAUAAGCUUCUUGUUUACUCAUGAUUUAAUUUUGAGUGGGGUUUGAGAUGAGAGUGAGAACUGUAAUUAUAUUUAGUUUUUACAUUUUAAAAUUGGAUUUUAUUCACCAUAUGUUCAUGAAGAUGCCAGUAUUAUGCAAUUGACCGUAGUCUGUUGGCCCAUUUAGUGCCUGGGUACAAGUGUAAAAUUAGAUCCCCCUACUUGAAAACCAUUAAUUUAUAAAGAAGUAACAUUUUCCAUACAACAGCGCCUAUAGUUUUUUUUCAGGUUGGUGCUCUGAGUUCAACUCCUGUAAAACCUGAAAGCAUGUCUCACAUUAUGUUGCAAUUUGAGGUACUCACGGCCCUGAAGGCCGGCGCCCUGCCCCCUCAUGGGCAUGUGGGCAGUGUGGAAGGUUGCUCUCUAUUUAACCAAUCAUUUUAAGCGUUAAAAUGUGCAAUAAAAAUAGAAAUUGCCUCUUCCUGUGGACAAGAUUCCAGAUAUAUUUUUUCUAGCCUGUUAAUUAUUUGGAAAUUCCACUGAAACUAUUUCUCUCUCAAUUUAAUAGAAAAUUUUUUCAAAUCUCUAAGCUUAUUUUGAAACUCUAAUGCUAUGCCUAUUAUUUUUACACACCUUAUAUUUUAAUCUGCAGUAUACUAGACAAUUAUUUUCUUCCAUCCCUGGUUGUAGAAGCCUAGUCACCCAGCCAACACUGCACGAUCCAUAAAUAGUUAUAAAACGUCAGCAUCGUGCACACCCAGUGCCCAAAUCCAUUUUAAAAAGCUCUAAAACAUUUCUUAUAGAAUCCCUCACUUUCUACUUUUUAAACUUUAUUUUGCUGUGAUUCUUUUUUUCCCCAAGAAAUUGACAAAAAUGAUACUUUAAGUUUAAAAAGAAAAAAGAGAAAGGGCAAAAGAGCAAGGUAGAAUAUUUGUGAUGUGUCCUGGCUUUCUUUGAUCUUUAGGUAGGCGGCUAGAUCAGAGGUUUCUUAUACAAAAAUGCCUAGAGAAGAACUAUGGAGACAAUUUAGACAUCCUUUUAGAAAAUCAACCUAAUGAGAUUUAGGUCUCUUUUCAGUUUAGGCUUUUUUUUUUUUUUUCCUGUUAACACUUUCCUUAAUUCUUUACUGAAUAAAGUUCUUUUUUCUGAAAUUUUUCUUUUAAACUUUUUCUUCUGAUAUUUGUAACAUUCAUUUAUGGAUCUCCACCAAAAUAAAUUCUUAUAGAGUAUUGCAAGCUUUCAAAAGGUAAAUGUUUUUGACAAAGGUCAGUAGAUUCCUGCCACCACCCCCCGUCCCCCCCCUCCCCCGGGAGUUCAGGACAUUCUAAAUAACUUUUAAAUACGACAUGUAGACAUUAAAGUCAAAAAAUGUAUUUCUCUUCCUACUUUUGUAUUACACUGCAAAGCUUAGGUUUACUCACUCUAAGAUUUUUUAUUGCCCAAAGGAUUUGGGUCAUAACGAGACUUUUUACGGUCAGUAGGAAUUUAAAUAACACUAAAGGCAGUGCAGUGUUUCUAGCACUAUAUUUGAAGAUGUUUGGUAUGUCAGUGUUAACUUUGAUCAUAAUCUUUACAAAACUCUGGCUAAAACUUUGUUUUUGUGCUAUAACACUAUCUUUCCUAGACUAAAUUAUAACUGAAAAUAAGUAUUUUAUAAGAUAAGUAAUAAAAAGUGGCCUUAAAUUUAAAUCACUAGUUCUGUAGUUGGUUAUUUUUAUUGAUAGAAUCCUUGAGCAGGUUUUCAAAAGAAGAGUUUUCAUUGUUUUAGAUAUAAUAAGCAAAAACUUCUUUCCUGGAAGAGAAGCUUGCGAGAUUUCUGCAGUGGCUGUUGGGUCUUUUCACAGGUACUUACCAACUUAAAAGUGUCUUCCAGCGCCUUCUAGCAUAGCCACAUCUGGCUACAUGUUCUCCUGAAGAGAUCACAUUGUCAGUGUUCACUUGCUUGUCCUGAGUCCUCCUUCAUCCACGAUACUGCCAAACUCUAAACUGAACUAAAACACACACAGAGAAGGAGUCCGCGACUGCGUGCCCAGCUGGAGGAAUUUGAACACACCUAGGCAGGCAAGACCCAGGGCAAGAAACAGGAUAUUUCUUCAUCCGAAGGACUCCCUCUCUUUUUUCUUUUUUAUGUCACGACUGCCCACGGUUUUUUCUUGCUGUCAAUAUUACUCUAAAAUUAUUCCUUAUGGAAAUAGAGGAGACCUGUGGGAGGCAGAAGGGAGGAAAAUGUAGAAGGAAGCUGGUCACUAAGGUCCGACGAAUACAGCUGUCUGCGUCCUGGCACACUUGGUUAAAAGCCAUCCAAUUGAGUGCUAGUCCUAAAAAGAAGUCAACUUGGCAAGCUCUGAAUAUACCCCAGAAAACUACUAUUGUCCCUGAUCUGGAAUCUUCUUUGAGCCAUUUUAUAAGUUUUCAUUACCUUCUUAGUGGGAAAAACAGAACAGUUUAGUCUUUUAAAUGGUUUAUGGUUUUUAUUGAAUAAGUUCUCAAUAAAUAUGUGCUGAAUAUUGAAUGAAUGAAUAUGAGCCUACCUCAUUAAACUGUGGGAGCCAAACACCUCCAGGCCAUUGGGUCAAAACUGGCAACCUCUGCAAGAACCUCUAAGGUUCUAAUAGGUCUAACAAUUCACUCCAGUAAUAGGCAACAGGCACCAAUGGGCUUACCCUUCCCGGAAAGGCUGGUUGUUGUUUAUCUGUCCGUGUGCAGUAUUCAUGUGUAUGAGAUGCACACAAAAAUGGAUCUGGGCAUGUCCUGCUUCCCUACAGAAUUGCAGGUCAUGUCGUCCAUAAUAUGGGUGGGGGCACCCUCCUCCCCCACCUGAUUAUGACAGACAGCCUCAGAGGGCUUCCAAGGGCUAGAGGUUCCAAAUUGGAACUAGAGACUAUUAUGGGUCAAAGGAAGUGCCCUUCCUUCUAAAUUCCCCUGAAAGUUUAAAGCAAAAAAAAAAAAAAAGACAAAACAGAAAAAAAUAACCAGUCCUUCUCUGGCAUGAUCUCAGAGGAAAUGUAUACAUUUCUACAGUAAGCCUUAAGGAAACUCUUAAUCCCUCCCACAGCCCAUGUGGAUAGGAGGAGUCAGGCAGCCCGGGCAAAGUAGACAGGGUACAAAUGCCACGAAGAGGGAAGCAUGAGGGCACAGCUCCCGUGGAGCCCUCCGGCUCCCGGCCGUGGUGUCUGGCCAUCCCUAACUUGCAGUGUGUGCGGAUUAAAUAAACACACACACUGGGCGGUCCUGUUUCAGAAUAAAGCAGAAUGGUCUCAAAAGCAUCCCUGAGCUAAGAAUUUUCAUUUCCAAAGUCCUCAAAAGUCAUUCAGAAAGCACAUCCUCACCUACAUUUUAGCCUUUAUCGAGUGUGAGUUUGCGAGUGUGUGUGAGUGAAUGUGUGUGUGAGCCUGUGUUUCUCCUCAUUGUACUCUCAUGUUUCUUCUUAAAGUACUUAGCGCCCAACCCAGACAAAACAAGAGGCAGAUGCAAAACCAAAUAUGCUUUCCUGCCAUUUGCAGCAAGGACAGCUGCUGGCUGGGGCUACGGCAGUCGGCAGCGCUGGCCGAGUUCCUGUCGUUCUCUCCCAAAGGUGCUAUGAAAACAGACCUUAGCUCUCCCAGGCUGUCUGUCAGGUGGGGGGGCAGGUGCGAUUAGGGUGUUGCGCCACGUCCCUGGAACAGAACCUGCAGAGAAAAGGCAGCAUGGGAUGGAAAGGAAGAAUUUUUUUUUCUUUUCUUAAAAAGAUCCACCUCUAAUAUAGAUCCAAGCACGAGUUUGAAGGUUUUUCUUACAAUAUUCAAUAUUCACUCGAGGGUUU